This is a messenger RNA of Patiria miniata (bat star), 7465 nucleotides long. RefSeq names its product cilia- and flagella-associated protein 65-like (gene cfap65). The transcript is spliced from 34 exons. NCBI's taxonomy places the organism in Eukaryota, Metazoa, Echinodermata, Asteroidea, Valvatida, Asterinidae. The record is from RefSeq and is a predicted model, not a curated record. Bases 193 to 5643 code for a protein of 1816 amino acids.
CACGAAUACCAGGAACUAGACUAUACCCAUAGCAACAUGAUUCCAAAACAAGAUGGCGGUAACUGUUCGAGAAUUUUGAGUCCCGUCAUCGCCGACCAAACUACAUGAGGAAAACAUUAUUCUGCUCUGUAUUACGUAUGGAUCAAUCUGAAGGUUUAUUCAUCAUUGCAAGUAGAAGUUGUGAUAUCUAAGAUGUCAGUUGCCGUCACUAGUCGUCAUCACCACUCUGGUUCCAACCACAGUGGCUCUGCUCUCCCACGUGAUGGAUACAGAAACAAAAGCAAAGUCAAGCAUUAUGGCAUUGAGGUUGUCAAAGGUGUAACAUGGAAAGGAUGGGAGCCUGGUGGAGAGUACACAAAGAAUGUCAUUCUCAAAAAUGUCCAAGUCAAGACACAGAAGCUAAAGUACAGCUCUCCGAGCACUCGCUUCUUUUCAACGCUUUAUCCUGAGCCUAUUGUUCUGAGUGCUGGCACAAGCUUCAGUCUACCCAUCACCUUCAGACCACUAGAAAAAAAUCUUUAUGUGGACAAGAUUGAAUUUCAGACAAAUGAUGGUGUUUUUGAUGUUCCAAUUCAAGCCGUACUACCCCAGCAUGAUCUUUCAUUACCAAAGCAUCUUGACUUUGGCAUGUGCGCAUCAAUGCACAACAUUCAAAGGACGUUUGAGCUGAGUAAUACAAGUGAAUUGGCAACCCGGUUUGCUUGGUUGACGUCCAGUCCCUUUGUACUAGAGCCGUCAGAGGGAACCCUAGCUCCUAAAUCCCGAUGUACCAUCUUGGCUACAUUUAAACCCACAUCUGCCUUGGUAUAUGAAACAGUUGCUGAGUGCCGUUAUGGGGAUGACUUGUCACAUAAGAAGACUCUUCCAUUGGAGGGAAUUGGUAAAUAUCCCCAUUUGUUGGUGAGCUCUCCUGGCAAGAUUCCAAAGGCUAUGGAUAACCUGAAUAUGGAGAGUGUCAUAGCAUUUGGAGAUGUUCCAAUUGGAGCCACAGUAGAGAAAUCACUCCAAGUACAUAAUCUCUCACCUGUGGAUGUACCAUUUACAGUUGAGCACCCGACAUCAAGCACAUGCAUUGAUACUGUCUUUUACUGCAGUCAAGCAAGUGGAAUUGCUUCACCACAGAGUCAACUUCAAAUUCCAGUGAGAUUUCAGCCACAGAAUGUGAAUGAAGAGAGUGUGGACUAUCUUCAUAUACAUGCCAUUGGCAAGGUCAGCAAGACAGUGGUCAAACUGGUUGGAAAAUGCACGGGUCCGCAGGUUAGCCUUGGAAGUAAGGUUUUGAGCUAUGGACUGAUUAACACUGGUCAGUCAGGUACAGGGACUAUAGAUAUAAUCAAUCAGUCUGGUGUAGAAGCAGUCUUCCAGUUCAUGAUUGACAGUACUGAGAGUGCAUUCAAGUUUGGGGUUCAUUGUGGCAAGAUUGCAGGCAACACAACACAGACCAUCAUUGUUGUCUUCAAGCCAACUCAUCCCAUCAAUUACUACCGCAGGGUCACGUGUGUUGUUCAGAACCAGGAUCCUCUGUUUCUGGAUCUGAUAGGGACAUGCCAUACAGAGCUUGUUAAACCAGCUGUGUUGCAGCCUCAACAUCUGAGCCGAUACAGAAUACAUCAGGCUCGUGGCUUCUCUGUCUUCCCUCCUGAGCAAUUGAAUGAGAUUUUGAAGGAAGGCAAGUUACAGCUUGAUGAUAAUGGAUGUUUAAUACAUCAACAAGCUGAGUCCGUAGAAACCUACCUGAAUCCAGAGGCUCUAGAACCACCUAUGGCAGAAUAUUUCAAUGAUGGCUACUAUGGAUCUACCAAUAAAUGUCUACAUGUUGGUAUGGAUACCAUCCAAGUAGAUUUUGGCCAAUGUCUAAAUCUAAGUCACAUCGAGUCCAAGACGCUGAAUGUCACCAACCAUACCAAAGGCAAGAUGACAGUGACAUGGAUGACAGAUGACACCAAUGUUUUCUGUGUCACACCAGUCUCAUGUGACAUCCCACCCCUCAAGAUGACAUCAUUCAGGGUAGCCUUCAAGCCAGGAGCACCCAAUCAAUUUUUUGCUGCAGAGCUGGAGGGAUACGCAUUUUACAAGAGUAUGCGAGACUAUCGUUUGGUGCAGGAUGAGACUUUCUGCCCUCCAUGGUGUCUGACUGUUUCUGCUAUUGGUCAUACCUUCCAACCAAACAAUCAAACCUUCUUGCCUAAGCUUUCCCUUGACACAAAUAAAGUGGUUUUCCCAGCUGUGGAUUCAGGAGAUUCCAUUUACAAAACCAUUUUGAUAACAAAUGAUGGGUCUACACCAAUUCAGUAUGCAGUCCCAGAGGACCCUACAGGCACUUUCCAAGUCAAGCCAAGUAAAGGCCUCCUUACAGACAAGUACCAGCUACUGGUGAUCAAAAACACUCCUCAGCAGGAGAAUGUCAAGCUAAGACAUCAGCUCCAGUGCUGCUUCAAUGAUGACAGUAAGCACAACAGGACUAUUGAGUUACUUGGCUCAUCAGAACAGCCUAAUGUGCUGCUGGAUUCGGAGGGAGUGCUGUUCUUCAAACCAACUUGUAUUGGUACUGCAUCUCAGCAUAGCUACAAAAUCAGGAACAUAUCCCGUCUUCCAUUAAAGUUUACUUGGAAAUGCCGUCAGGAGGACAGGUCACUUGUCCAAGUUGAGCCAGAGACUGGGACCAUCCUGCCCAAUGAAAUUCAGGCCCAUGUGUGGACUUUUACACCAAGAGAAGAUAGGAAGUAUGUACUGAAGCCAUAUGCUCAUGUGGAAGAUAUCAGGCAUGAAGGAGACAUAAAACGACGGAAGCAGUUCAAUCUGCGAGUUGUCGGGGAAGGGUCAACAGGGGAAAUCAAGGCUGAGGACUCUAGCAUUGACCUGUCAGAUAUUGUGGUUGGCACAGCAGUCAGUCAGGAUCUGGUCAUCUUCAACAACAGCAAUUGUAGUCUUCAUUAUCAGCUUCUUGUGGAUCAGGAGUUACAUGGAAGUUAUGCAGAUCAAGCUAGUCAGCAGGAUGGAUUGGCACUGGAGCUAGAUGACUGCAAAGGCAUUUUACCAGCUCGUUCUCGCCGCAUAAUCCAUGCCACCUUCCGUCCUGUGCGGCGUUUAUCCUACACAUUCCACAUUUGCUAUCAGCUCAUGUCACCUACAGAUUGCCCUCUAUCACAAGAUAAGCAGAAACUCUGCACAGUCAGUGCAGUAGGGGUUUACCCUAACUUGAAGGUGACUGAUGCAAGAUGUUAUGGCAGUGCUAGUGGUAUCAGUAAAGCCAGACUGUGGAGCUUGUUUUCCUUGGACAGCCUAAACACUUGUUUAGAGUCGGACCCAUCCCCAGAAGAGUUGACAUAUACAACGGUGACAUGUCGCAGUACAACCCGCAAACCAACUGUCAAUACCAGAGCAAUUAUGGACUUUAACUUCAGCAGUGCUCCCCAAGACAGUCAGCCAUGCAUUGUUCAUCUCAUGCUGGAGAAUACAGGCACAGUCCCCACAGAAUGGUCAUUUUCAUUCCCAACUGAUCUACAACUUGAAUUAGAGUACUGGGCAGAGACUGGAGACUAUGAUGCUGAUGAAUUACAUGAGAUGAGGAUCAUGGACAACAAGUUGUUUUGUGUUGAGCCUCGCUGUGGCAAGCUUGGGCCAGGACAAUGUCAGACCAUCACGUUUGCUUACAAGCAUAGCUUCCCUGGCACUGAUAGACUGCCUGUGCUCUUCAAAUUGACAAGAGGCAGAGAGAUCUUGCUGAAUUUUGUUGGUGUGACUGUGGAUCUAGACAGCAAAUAUGUUCACUUUCCCAGCAACAAGCAUAUGUUUGCUCCGGUUCCUGUGGGAGUAGCUAGCCAUCCAAAGCAAGUGUAUGAGUUGUACAAUGGUGGCGCUGUUCCUGUCAUGUAUCAACUAGAUCUGACUGCUUUGGAUUAUGUUUUACAGGAAAACUUCAAUCACAAAAUCUUUGAAUGUCUGAAUCCGAAUGGUGAGAUAGCACCAGGCAGAACCGCUAAUAUUGAAUGGGUAUUCUCACCCCUAGAGGCUAAGACGUACAUGGUGGACGUACCCAUCCAUAUCAUUGGUGGUGAUACAGCUCUUAUCACAUUCACUGGAGUAGGGUAUGAUAAGAGAAUCAUGGGAGAAACUAUGCCACUGACAGAUGGGACAGAGAUUAGUAACGUACCAGCCACUCAGAGCAUUCCCAUGCCAGGCCAGCUAUUGUACCUGAGUCAGGAGCGAGUUGCAUUUAGCAAUGUGCCACUGUUUUGUCAGGCCCAUCGUAUGAUUGAGAUGGUCAAUCGAUCAGCUAGUCACAGCUUGUCCUUUGAAUGGUAUGUGACAUCUGAGGCAGACAGUAAGGUGAUAGACAUUCAGCCAGUCACUGGAGCAUUACAACCAUCACAAAACUGCACAUGUAAAGUCACAUUUACUGCCAUCGGAGAGCCAUCAUUCUACGACCUGGACAUUGUGUGUGAGGUAACAGAUGAGACUGAGAUGGCAAAGUUCCAUCAGAAGCUUGAGUCUUGGAAAAAAGAAAAAGAACGUCAGAAAUAUGAGUUCACCAUCACAGACAAGGACAUGAUCAAAGAGACUAAGAGUAGCAGCAAGCUGUGUCGUACCCUCAGCUCCAAGCGCAGUGAUAGUCCAGACUUUCAGCAUUACCAGACCUUACCACCAAUCAGGAAAGUCCAAUCUAGUAAAGAGCUUGAUGAGGCUGAGAGAUUACAAGGCCUGACAGCAUCAGGCACUCCAAUCUGGGAUAAACCAGCACCACCUGACAAGUUCCUCCUGCAUCUAGGAGCCACUGCACGAACCCAUACCAUUGCAGAGUUCCAGAGCAACUUUCCAAAUGAAGUGCAAAACUUCUUCAUUGACAGGACAAUGAGUGAGAGAUUUAAUCUCAGCAGUCAGGAGGUGGAAAGGAUGCCAGAAGUAACCACUUCACUCCAAGCUACUGAGGAGGAACGAGAACUAGUAUGUGGGGUCUCUGCCAACAUCAUAAGAGCUCUUCUUGAUGACCAUGACUUCCAUGAAGCACUGAAGGACAUCUCUGAUGAGCCAAUACCCUACUUCAUGCAGUUUGGUGACCGUCCCCAAACCCUGGGUCAUCAAUCUACUGAAGCACCCCUCACUGACCCCCAUAAACCAUUGACUCCACCUGAUGUAUUCCUACCGUCUGACUCACGCCCCUCAUCUGGCAAAUCAGAACCUUUAGCUGAAACAGUUGAUAUCAAAACUAUUGAAGCCACUGCCGUCACCCCCAAUGGAAUGGAUUUAAUUGCUGUCAGGUCCCAAACCCAGUCAUCUGGGGCCCUACACACAGAAGCAGAUUAUCAACAGAGUUUGAGGGAGGAACAGAAGAGAAUGGAACAGCAAACACUGAAAAGGCUGCCAGAGUUUGCAACUCUUUUAGAGAGUGUGCUUGAGAAUAGCCUGUUCAACAUCAUAACUGAGGCAAGUCAUGGAGAAAUCAAUUUGACAGCACGUCCUCGUCUGAUUGCUCUUCCACCAAGUAGCACGCCGCAGGUAGGGCCUGAUCAGCAUGCUGCUGUGCCUAGUGUCAGGAUUGGUUCUACUAAAAGAACCAGUAGUGCUAGCCAAUCAACACAGUGUGAAUCAGAGAAGAGUCUUGUUGGAGAUAGAGCCUGCAGCCUCAGUGCUGUGUCAAGAUAGACUUGUGCAAGCUCAGUCAUUCACAAGUUUCAUUUCAUCAGUUUGACAGAAAUGAGACAUCAAACUUCUCAUAAGUAGAGUGUCCUACAUUUUGAACUAGAAGAUUCAAUUGAAAUUUCUUUUUCUUGAAGAUUGUAUUGAAAACUGUUUAGCGAAGAAAACUUUGCAUUUGUCAUUAAUGACUGUACCUAUAUAGGCACUUGUGACCUUUUGCAGGUAAAUAUGUUGUGGUUUAUUUGUGAAGUGCUGUUGAAGAUCUGUGAUAUCUUUUGGCAGAGUGAUAUUUGAACUAUAUAAACUAGUCAUUUAAAUGUGUAAAUAUACAUAGUUAGUGCAGUAAGUCUGACUUGCAAGUAUGCAUUGUUGACAUGGACUACUAGAGAGAAAAUACUGUAUUCAUAAACUGUAGAGUAAAGAGUCAUGAUUUGGGGGGAGGGGCUCGACAUCCUGUGAAACUUAGGGGUCUAUCCAUUAUAGAUUGCAUACGUACAUGGCAAAUGACUUACAUGUACCUUUAGAUAUGGUUUUAGGCAUGUUUGAAAAUACAUGUACUUUGUGUAUGUUAUACAAGUCAUCUGUUAUCUUCAUUCAAUCAUUUACAUUCAGUUUAUUGCUGCUGAUGACCCACAGCACAGUGUUCUGCUUUUUGUAAACAUGUAAAUAAUGUUUGGUUUUCAUUGCAUUAGACCUGUUUUGAUGUGUUUAUUAAUGUUUAAGUCAAACAUCCCAACUUGUCAUAUAGAGGUGGAUCAGGAGGUUUCUUAUCUGAUUACUGCGUGUCUGUAUUGCCAUCACUUUUCAACCUCUUGUUCAAUAUUUUUGUCGUUUGACACCAUGGUUUAGAUAAAUCAGUUGUUUUUAUGCAAAUACAUUUAUAUUCGUGUUAUCAAGGAGGACAAGCAGCUGUAUUAGAUACCUCUCAAAGGGCGUCACUCUCUACAGACAUGUAGGGAGUGAAAUUUGUGUGACGCGCAUUGGCUGUGUCAUAUUUCAAAGAAAUUUCGAGCAACAUGCGCGGUGUUUAGAACAUUUUGCACACUGAACACGUAAUUUUCCUACAAAGAUGGCUGUCUAUGAGAAGGGUCUAUUAGAUGGUUCUGAUACAAGGCUUUUAAGUAUUAAAAAUCCUAUUGAAUAUCCUGUGAAAGUUCUGGUAUCCAUCAUUGAGCGGUGAAUCAACCAAUAGGGUCACUGAUUGAAAUCACUGUCAUUGCAAAACAUCAAACCCUGGCUUACAAUACAAAAAUGCAUAAUGCAUGUUGCAUAUCUGACUCAGAAAUGUUGAUAUAGUAUUCACUGCAGCAAUAUUUUUUAAUUUUGUGAUGUACAUAUUUACUUAAAAGAGUUUAAACUGGAAGACUUUUUCAAAGUUUGCUGGAGAGCAGUUUAAUGUAUCAACUCUCGGUCGGUUUGUAUCAAAAUAAUUAGAUCAUUGAAAGUGUUGUAAUGCACACCUAUCACAGAUAUUUUCAUUGGUAGGGGACCUAUCACUAACAAACAGAAACGUGAAUUGGCUGGAAUAUGUUGUGUAUUCAACUCUAGAUUUUCUUUAUAUUUGGUAGCAAAUCCACACAUCAUUCUGCACCUUUCAACUUUGAUUAAAACUACACUUGAAUUGUUUUCACUUCUGCUUCUUUUUCAGUUCUUAUUCCACAAAGAUUAAUAACAGUCCGUCCAAUUUGAAGACAUUUUCUUCCAACAUAUUUUUACAUUUUGUAUUUGGAUUGAAAUGAGUUUUUUAUGUGAAUAAAUAUAUAAAAAGUAGCCUUAUGUGUACCGCUGUGCAUUGAGAAUAAACGAUUCUUAACUUUGCUGACCUCAA